Messenger RNA from Botrytis sinoallii, 1140 nucleotides. RefSeq lists its product as uncharacterized. Gene Ontology annotation, biological process: transmembrane transport. The record is from RefSeq and is a predicted model, not a curated record. Bases 1 to 1140 code for a protein of 379 amino acids. Gene Ontology annotation, molecular function: transmembrane transporter activity. Gene Ontology annotation, cellular component: membrane. The transcript is spliced from 7 exons. NCBI's taxonomy places the organism in Eukaryota, Fungi, Ascomycota, Leotiomycetes, Helotiales, Sclerotiniaceae.
AUGGCCUACACGAUCAGCAAAGAAGCCAACACUAGGCUCGUGACCCGUGAGCUUAUUACCUUGGAAUCUCCCAUUGCAGAAUCUAAUGGCCAAGAUAUGGAGAAGAUGGGAAUCGAUGGCAUUUCUGGACAGGUUGCGGAGAAAUGGCGAGGUACUCAAUCAGACAAGCAUGAUAUGGCUGUCUUAGGAAAGAAGCAGGAACUACGCCGAAACUUUAAGUUCAUCAAUAUAUUAUUCGCAUACUCUCUGGAAGAUGGAGGGACUGCCGAUAUGUUCUGGGGUUUUAUUGUUGGAACUCUUGGUAUGAGUUUGGUAUACGCUAGUAUCGCCGAGAUGGCUUCAAUAUCGCCUACUUCCGGAGGCCAAUAUCAUUGGGUGUCGGAAUUUGCGCCACCUAAGAUUCAAAAGUUUCUUAGCUAUCUCGUCGGCUGGCUUUCUGCUAUCGGAUGGCAACUUUACUUGGCCGGAGUUUGCUUCAUGGUCGCUCUAAUUAUCCAAGGUCUCAUCGCUUUGAAUGUCGAGGAUUAUGUAGGUCAAAGUUACCACGGCACUUUGCUCACAAUUGCCGUGCUCGCAUUUUCCGUCAUCUCCAACACCUCGCAUUUGCCUAUGAUUGAAAGUGUGAUGUUAGUCUUGCACGUUUUCGGCAUGUUAGCAAUUACAAUUCCUCUUUGGAUUUUGACCCCCAAUCUCAGCCACGCCUCGGACGUUUUACUUGAUUUCACAAAUGAAGGCGGUUGGCCAAGUAAAGGAUUAUCGGCUAUAGUUGGCUUGACGGUACCUUUUGGUGCUUUGGUUGCUGAAGAAAUCCAAGAUGCAUCUAUCGCAAUUCACAGAGCUAUUAUGUGGUCUAUCGCACCAAAUGCUGCCAUGACCUUUUUCAUGAUCCUCGCCUUGAUCUUUUGUAUCGGGGACAUAGACAGUAUUCUCAACAGUAAAACUGGAGAGCCAUUUAUCCAGCUAUUUUACAACUCCACUCAGAGUUACACUGCUACCAACAUCAUGGUCACACUUUUGAUUAUCUUACUUCUAUCUUGUUGCGUCAGUGAGGUAGCUACAACAUCCCGACAAAUUUGGUCUUUUGCUAGAGAUCAGGGUCUUCCUGUUUCCGGCUGGUUAUCCGAGGCGAUAACUCUCUAG